Messenger RNA from Eruca vesicaria subsp. sativa (arugula), 1011 nucleotides. The record is from the annotation of a GenBank genome assembly. NCBI's taxonomy places the organism in Eukaryota, Viridiplantae, Streptophyta, Magnoliopsida, Brassicales, Brassicaceae.
AUGGGAACUCAUCGACUUUUCAUCGCUUCUGUCACUCUUUUUUGUUAUUUCUCUCUACCUCAUCUAAUCGGAGCUACACGAUACAGACCGUACCACCAACAAGUGUUCGUGGAUCAAUCUGGCAAAGGAAAUUUCACGAAAAUACAAAAAGCUAUCGAUUCGGUUCCAUCCAACAAUCGUAAUUGGUUCUUCAUCAACGUUGCAGCCGGCCUUUACAAGGAGAAAAUAAAGAUACCAUAUGACAAACCGUUCAUAGUAAUAAUCGGAGCUGGAAAGAGGAAAACUAGAGUUGAAUGGGACGACCAUUACUCGGUUGCACAAAGCCCUACCUUUGCUACUAUCGCAGAUAAUACCGUCGUUAAGAGCCUCACUUUCGUGAAUACAUAUAAUUUCCCGAACAAUGGGAAAGUGAACAAGAACCCUAGGACUCCGGCGGUGGCGGCGUUGAUCGAUGCCGAUAAGUGUGCUUUUUACUCGGUAGGGUUUGCCGGAAUUCAAGAUACCUUGUGGGAUGCGGAUGGUCGACACUUGUUUCACCGUUGCACUAUCCAAGGCGCCGUUGAUUUCAUCUUUGGUAACGGUCAAUCUAUUUACAAGGAAUGUGUGAUACAAGUGCUAGGAGCGACACUAGAACCGGGGCUAGCUGGAUACAUAACGGCUCAAGGGCGGACAAACCCGUACGACUCGAACGGAUUCGUGUUCCUGGACAGCCUCGUUCACGGAACAGGGAUGGCUUACUUGGGAAGACCGUGGCGCAGUUACGCUCGAGUGAUCUUUUACAACACUAACAUGACCAACGUGGUUGUUCCCGAAGGUUGGGACGCGUGGCACUUAGUGGGCCACGAAUCACAGCUGACGUAUGCAGAAGUUGGAUGCUUUGGAAGUGGAUCUAGUAUGGCGAGACGUGUGAGCUGGGUUAAGAAGCUGAAUGGAGGCAUCGUUCAAAGUUUGAGUAGUCUCAACUUCAUUAAUAAUGGUGGGUGGGUUCAAGAUUUGCCCAUUCGUGUUUGA